AUGGUUGCUCCCUUAUCAGCUUGGCCAUGGGAAAACUUGGGUGCCUUCAAGGUACAGAUACAGAAGCUAUGUUUUCUUUUGGAUUUUGACUGUCAAUUGUUUUUGUGUUUGGAACAGUAUCUACUCUAUGGGCCUUUCCUUGGAAAAGUCUUGUUUUCAAGACUUCAAGACAAUUCAAUGACUGAAACUUGGUGUCUACAUGUUCUCAUUUUAUGUGCACUUAGAGGUUUUAUCUAUCAAUUAUGCACCUCUUUCAGUAACAUGCUCUUCCUUACCCGAAAUCGCCGGAUUCUUCAACAGGGUGUCGAUUUCAAGCAGAUUGACCAAGAAUGGGAUUGGGAUAAUUUCCUGAUUCUUCAAGCUCUGAUUGCUACUUUGGCCUUCUACAUGUUCCCAAUCCUUGCCAAUCUUCCUGUGUGGAGCACAAGAGGCUUCAUUGCCAUUAUUAUACUUCACGUUUUGGUUUCAGAGCCCCUAUACUAUUGGGCUCAUAAAUGUUUUCAUGGAAGCUAUCUUUUUACCCAUUACCAUUCACUCCACCAUUCAUCACCUGUUCCUCAGCCCUUUACUGCUGGAAAUUCCACGUUGUUGGACCAUGUUGUAUUAGCUGCAGUGACUUGGAUUCCAAUACUGGGGACUUGUCUGAUUGGAUGUGGAUCAAUAAGUAUGAUCUACUGUUAUGUGCUGCUCUUUGAUUUACUAAGAUGUUUGGGCCACUGCAACGUUGAAAUUAUUCCUCAUCAGAUUUUUGAGAUCUUUCCCCUAUUGCGAUAUCUUAUCUACACCCCAACAUACCACAGCCUACACCACAGAGAGAUGGGUUCCAAUUAUUGCCUUUUCAUGCCCCUUUACGAUGCAUUGGGAAACACCCUCAAUAGCAAAUCAUGGGAGCUACACAGGAAGAUAAGUCUAAGUUCAGGUGAAAUUGGGAGGGUACCAGAUUUUGUGUUCCUGGCCCAUGUGGUGGACAUUACAUCCUCCAUGCACGUCCCCUUUGUUUUCCGAUCGAUCGCCUCGAUGCCAUUCACUACCAGACUUUUCAUGGUGCCUUUAUGGCCAAUAGCUUUUGUGGUGAUGCUGGUGAUGUGGGCAAAGGCUAAGACCUUCUCGAUCUCAUUCUAUAACCUUAGGGGUCGGUUGCACCAGACUUGGAUUGUUCCUCGGCAUGGUUUUCAGUAUUUCUUGCCAUUUGCUGCUGAGGGCAUAAAUAACAAAUAG
Molecule: messenger RNA, 1218 nt
Organism: Ilex paraguariensis (yerba mate)
Lineage: Eukaryota; Viridiplantae; Streptophyta; Magnoliopsida; Aquifoliales; Aquifoliaceae
Source: the annotation of a GenBank genome assembly